Messenger RNA from Ooceraea biroi (clonal raider ant), 855 nucleotides. Its product is annotated as chromobox protein homolog 1. NCBI's taxonomy places the organism in Eukaryota, Metazoa, Arthropoda, Insecta, Hymenoptera, Formicidae. The record is from RefSeq and is a predicted model, not a curated record. Gene Ontology annotation, cellular component: nucleus.
UUCAGGUUACGCUUACGCAAGUUACGCUCCAUGUGCCUGCUCCCUGAAGUUCAGAAUUGUGCGUGUUUAUUAACGAUAUCGGUAUUUAUAACCUGUUAUUAUAUUCCCUAACUUUAAUCUCUCAAUUAUGUCGGAGCACAUUUUCUGUCAACUACAUUUCCGGGCUAUAAUUGCUGUAAAGCGCGGCUGUUCAGACCCAUUGCGUGCAGAGUGCAACAUGUGAAAUCAGUACGUUGUUAUAUGAUGAUCAUGAUUCUAAUAAACGUCUAUCGUUGUAUCCUAAAAGCUGAGGCUUACGCCCGUUAAUUUCAAGUAGAUCUGACUGCAUGUAUCAUCUUUUUGAUACAGGUAAGACUGUAAACUGUACUUCAAAAUACUUCUGCGCAUCCAGUUUCUCCUUUGGACAGCGUCUAGUGCUUUCAUGUCACAUCCAAGAACGAGAUUAAAACGGCUCGAGAAAAGUGAAAUAAGCAAGAACUUGAUGAGAUGAAUAAUAAAAAGAAGAUAGUGGAAGAUAAUUGCAAAAUGCAUGGAUUUAGAAGGGGACUCGACGCAGAAAAGAUUAUUGGCGCGGCGGAUGAUAAUGGAGUACUGAUGUACUUGAUGCAAUGGAAAGGAACGGACGUGGUCGACUUGGUAUCCUCCACGGAGGCCAAUAUAAAUUGCCCUCAAGUCGUCAUCCAAUUUUAUAAAGAUCGAAUGACCUGGGACGUAGCUAAGUCCAGUGACAAAUAAACGCGCUUCCUUACAAGAUAUUCGAAGAUAUUGACAUUUAUUGCAAUCGAAAUGGUUUAAGAUCCAUCUGUAUCCUGUAUAAUAUGAUCUGAACGUAUAAUAAAUACUGUUUUUAUAUUA